CAAUAUUUUUUCUGUCUUUGUUUUUCGAUCGUGACAGCUAAUAAUGGGGAUCGAGGGUGCGGUUGACGACGGUUUAAGCAGCGACGGAUAAGCGAGCGGGCGAUUACCGAGCGGCGGCGGCUGACUCUAGUUUCAAGCAGCGACGGAUGCAGCGAGCAUAGGCGACGGAGAAGUACAGAGAACUAUGACUUUCUUGCAGUGGUCAAACAAAAAAAUCUGCACCAAAUCACAUAAAUCUAAUGGCCAAAGCUUAUUUAUCGCCUCACCUUCAAUCCACAUGGAGCUGGACGCCGAGGACGUAUAGAGCAGCUGGAUGCAGCGAUGGAAGUCCACAGAGGUCUUGCUAACGUUCUUUGACUAGAAGCAACACUCAUUAACCAGGCUACAGGGUCUGGGUACUCAGAAUAUGCAUACACACUCAGAGUUGAUGAGAAGAGCGAUGUGUACAGCUUUGGCGUCGUGCUACUGGAACUGAUAUGUGGGAAGAAGCCCAUUGGGGAGUUAGGGUUGGGUCGAUAUCAUCCAAUGGGUUGGAAGUCUUACGUCUUACGGGUUGGAAAAAGGAAGAGGUGGUCGAGGUUCUUACGUCUUACGUCUUCCUGUCUUACGUUUCCCAGCCCCUGGCCCAUUUUCUGCCUUGAGAGUACACUGAAAAAAGCACAAGAGAUGGAAGAAGAGAGACAACUGGGUGUUGUUGGUGCUGCGAUCGCACGUUUGAUUGAUGCCAUAAACAAUGACAGGAAGAGAGCUUUGGAAAAGAGCUUAGAAUCUCCUAACAAGAAAGUCAAGCGUAGUGACGAUAAGGGGGAGGAUGAAGAUGAAGACGAGGAGGAGAAGGCCCCUAAGUAUCCUCCUGACAUGAAGAGGAAGCCGAUUGUGAUCGAGAAGAACAAGUGUUUACCUGGCGGCAUUGAAUCGUUCUUAUGUUCUAGAAAGCAAAAAAAGAGGGACUACCUGGUCCGCUUCAGUGGGGAACGUGUACCUGUUGCAAGUCUCCGUGGUAAGCACCUCGUCAUCUGCGCUUUCUUGCUGCCUCUGCCCAAUUUUAGCGGAGCCAGGGAAGCUUGAGUUUGUCGCGCCAUGAUAGAAUCUUACCCCAAGUUAUGCGAGCUACAUGAUUUUGAGAUGGUCAUGGUUGCCCGAAUGAAAGACCAAGCCGACUUUUCAAGCAGAGCAGAUGAAGAGGCUGCCUUCAAUCGUUUCUUCUCCGCCUUCCCUUGCCUUGCGGUCCCUUUCUCCGACUCCACUUCUCGUGACUUCAUUUGCAGUUCUCUCGACUUGAUCGACGCAUUGAGCUAUAUGGUUGUUCUUAUUGUGGAUGAUAAGCAGGUGGUGGUGAGACAAAGCGACAUUGCUGAUCCCCUUUUCCUCUGGUAUGGAUCUCGUUACUUUCCCUUCACCGAGUCAAGGCUUGAUGCCCUUUGGGUUGAAUUGGAAGGAAUGAAGACGAGGCUGGACCCUAUUCACAUUGAAUUUUCUACCCCUGACGAGGAGAUGGACAAAGUAAAGGCCUCCCGCACACCUCUUUCGCUUGUUGAGCUCUUAGGCUGCCAUCCCACUGACAUGCUCUGGAAAUGUUUUGCUGACUGGGAGGACAAAAAAAUGUGUUUUGCUGGUGAUGGGGAUGGGAACUGCCUUUUUCUCAAGAAAUGUAGUGCGAACAGCAAGAAUAUUCUCCAGAAAUGUAGCAGUAGCAACGAGCAAUUUCUUCGGCCGUGCAGCCAUACUGGGGGGAUGGCAAUGACAAGGUGGCGGUAUCUGUGUUGGAAUUGAGUUGUAAGAAGUUGGUGGGAGUGUACCUCAAGGUUUGGAGUUGGAGGUAGUGCUGGUAUUUCUACCCUUUUUUGGGGACUUCACAUCCUUUGUCAACGAUGCCAAGCUUGGCAUGAAUGCGCUCAAGAUAUCAUCUUGGUGGAUCGCUCCUUACAAUGGUGAAAUAAGCCGGAGGCUAUGGGGAAUGUGUAACUUUAACUGGUCUGACAAGCUGUUUGUUUCGGAUGGGGCUACCAAAGCUGGGGAACUCAAUAUAAUGGAAGAGUUCUCAUGAAUAAUUUAGGGGUGGAGGGAUAUCCCUUUUCACGAGAUAUAGUCUUGUCGAAAAACUGUUGUCCCGUCUGAGGUCUACCACCAUAGAGUCGCUGUUUGAUGAGUCCACAGAGGGUGUUCACAACAUUGCCCUCCGCGACCAAGGACCUCCAUUUGCGUUGCAUGUGUCUGAGCUCAAGGGCAAGAACGUCCUUGUUUACUUUGACUAUUAUUCCAACAUGGAAGGAGGAUAUGUGCUUAAGAAGUUGGAAGGGUGCUAGGACAGAAUGAAGCAGGUUUAUCCUAAUUCAGAAGUGUUGUUUGUUCCCCUUGAAGAGUUUGCCAAGAGUGCCCCCCAAGAUGCCAUGGCUGACUUUGCACCAUUCUGCAGCUGACUCAGUUAUUGACUGUGAUAUCCUCUUCAGUAUAUUUAUGCAUUAUUGGAACGUAACAAACUAAACUUGUUAGCUUGUUUAAAUAUCUCAGUGUUUUGUUUGGCUUGUGCCGAUAUUUAAACUUAACUUUCAUUAUAAGCCCGCGUAUUUCAUGGAGAGAAUGAAGUGCUAAGCAAAACAGAUUGCAUUGUUUAGUUUAGCUUUUAAUGCAGAAAGAUAUAUGAGUUGAAUGUAUUACCAAU
Cuscuta campestris is the source of this 2662-nucleotide messenger RNA. NCBI's taxonomy places the organism in Eukaryota, Viridiplantae, Streptophyta, Magnoliopsida, Solanales, Convolvulaceae. The record is from the annotation of a GenBank genome assembly.